CCCCCCACGCCCCCACGGACUCUCCGCGGCGGGGCCGCCCCGCACUGGGCCCACUCCGCGCCUCGGUUGUCCGCCCCCUCCUGCCCGCCUCGCCGCCCGCCUCCCUGCCUCCCUCCCGGGGCGAUGUCCACGGGCUCCGGGAGCGAGGCGGAGGAGCUGCCCGAGAUGGACCUGCGGGCGCUGCAGCUGGACUACCCGCCGCCGCCGGCCAAGCGCCAGCCCCGCGGCGAGCUCUACCCGUCGGGAGACAACUCCUCAGCGGCGGAGGAGGAGGAGGAAGAAGAAGAGGAGGAGGAGGAGGAAGAGGACGGCGAGGGCAGCUGCGCGGCGGGGCCGGCGGGCAGCGGCUGCAAGAGGAAGCGGGCGCGGGGCGGCGGCCCCGGGGGCAAGAAGGCGGUGUCGGGGCCGCGGGGGCCGGCGCCGGAGGGAAAGCAGUCCCAGCGCAACGCGGCCAACGCGCGGGAGCGAGCGCGGAUGCGGGUGCUGAGCAAGGCGUUCUCCCGGCUGAAGACCAGCCUGCCCUGGGUGCCACCCGACACCAAGCUCUCCAAGCUGGACACGCUGCGCCUGGCGUCCAGCUACAUCGCCCACCUCCGGCAGCUCCUGCAGGAGGACCGCUACGAGAACGGAUACGUCCACCCCGUCAACUUGACUUGGCCGUUUGUGGUUUCAGGAAGACCUGAUUCUGACACCAAAGAAGUUUCUACUGCCAGCAGAUUAUGUGGGACUACUGCAUAGUCAAAGUAAACUGAUUGUUGUUGUUGAUAUGUAAUUUUUUUUCUUUCAUCUGGGCUGGAUAAUUUUAAGAGCUGUGAUUUAUCAGCUCAAGACUAGAAGGUGGGGACAAGUCCCUAUCUUUAGCAGUGUUAAAUCUGUGUCCCCUGUCAUUCUUUUCCCUAAGAGUUCUGAGUGAAGUUUAUUUAAAGCAGUAGAGAAGGGAGGGAGUGGAAAUUAGUUUUUAUGAACUGAGUGCAGCAGCUAAGUCUGGGAUUUGGAAAGGCCCUUCUUUGGCUUCAUCGUUCUUACCAAUGCCUGAGGACCUGUUGUUCUGAGGCUAUUAAACUAAUGCAAGAGGAAUAUAAUUAUAUAGAAUUAACAGCAUGGACCAAAACACAACUCUACAAACUAACCCCAAACAGUGUUAUUUGUAUUCUAAAGCAAAGCAGUAUUUUAGAGUAGCUUUGAAACUCAGAUAGAUUUAUAAUAUAUUUUGAUGGCUUUUCUCUUCAUUUUUUUGCAGUUCACUGCAACUAUGCAAUAGUCAUACUUUUUUUGUUGUUGUUUUUCUUAAAGAUGGAUGAGUGGCUACAAUCUGCACUUAGGCUGCCAUCCACUGGAAUGAAACUAAUUCCUCUGGUUAUGCCUUGAAGUGCCACAUGUAAUAAUGUGGGACUGUUCCCAGAGAUGUGGCAGAGUUUCUAUGCCUUAAUCUGGAAGGGAAUUCUGCUUAACCAUAACACCAAGGUGCCUGUGUUGUAAAGAAUUAGUUUUAUGAUGCUGCAAGAUAGUAAGAAUUCAUGAUGUUUUCAACAUUUUUCCUGUACUGUCAUGCUUAUCUUUGAAAAGUUCACCCUCAAAUGAGUUCUAGUGACAUUUCUUCACUGAUUCAAAUGCUGUAAUAAAAGAAGAUGCCAUCAAAUAAGUUGCAAAUGUAAAUAACUUUAUUUUUUUAUAAAUGACAUUAAAAGCUUGGUUACAAUGACUUACUGGUACUGUGAUAGUGUGUGGCUGCAUCAAUAUAGGAACAUCUUUGGAAUGGAAUGCAUGUUCUUGAAAGCCGCUGUUGUAAACACAGUUAUCUUCCUCAUCUCCUGUGGGCAGAUACAUCUCCAGCAAGAGUCAGAUAAGAAGAGUUUCACCCCAAACAAUUAACAUGAGGUACAGUACUGCAUUAAACAGCAGGGAAACCCACAUUUUAACAAUUUACAGAAUUCAUUGUCAUCAUUUUUCCUGUGAAUCAGGAAAAUCAAUAAUUGUAGAUUAAGAAAUAACUUCUUUGUAGCAUGAAAGGUAUUGUAAGGGCUCCUUUUGCUGCUCUUUGUCAUUUUACAUUUCCAUCUGUAGUCUGUUUUGCUUUUAUUUGUAUUCAUGCAGUGGGAAGUCAGCUGAGCUUUCCUAGUUGGGCACACACUUUUCCUGUUUGAAGAUCAAAACUACUGAGAAAAGGUUUUCUCAGUAAGGGAGAAGACUGAAUUGCUUUAGAGAAGAAAAAGUCCCUCUUCUUCAUUUAAGCAGCCAGGAGGAAGAAACAUUUGACUAUCAAGAACCAGUUUAACCUGGUUUCUUGUCUAUGUCGUGGAUUUCUGUUUUGAAAUACUGUUUAGAAGCUCAAGACUGACUAUUUGUCGUGUCUUUCAAGUAGAUAAACUGCAGAAAAUUGCUUUUCUUGUGAAGUGUACAGUAUUCCAGAGCCUCUGCACAAUCAUAUAAGGGCUCAGUCCAGGAUCUGCUGAAAUUAUUGAUUUCAGUGAUUUGAGAGCAAGCUGUACAGAGACCAUAACCUAAUUUAUGUCCCAGUUUUAUUCAGAGAAAGACUGUGAAGGAAGAGGACUAUCCUGAUUUAUAGUUAUGUAACUGAGGUGGGACUCCAACUCACCUUCUCUAGUAAGCUUUAUGAAAAUAAAAUAAUAUAAACAGUAAAUCAAAAUAAGAUGGACCUUUAGGAAGCCAAAAGGUAUAAAAAACCCUCAACCAAUGUUUAUCUGAAUCCUAGAGAAAAGAUUAUUCAGCAAUUCAACUGAGGUGCCACUUGAUAUAAUCUCAGUUGUGAUACGUAGCUGGUUUUGGCCUUGAUCCCAUCUGUAAUUGGUUAAUGACUCUAGGAGAUCAGGAAAACAAGGAAAGCAUGGAGAACUUUAAGCAGUAUAGAAAAGUCAGUGAGAAAUUAUGGAAAAAAUGAUGUCCAGGGUAAAUUCCCAAAUAUGAAGUGGUUAUAUUAAGUAAAUACAAUAGGUUAAAAUUGGGGGUGAGGAGUGUGACAUGAAGAAAAACAUAAUAUUGCUUCCAUCCAUGCAUCCUACUACAUGUUCUCAAAUAUUUUUUUUCCUUUGUGGCUACAUAAUGUAUAAAAGUAGUUUCUCAAUAAAAUAAUGAAAGCA
Messenger RNA from Apus apus (common swift), 3098 nucleotides. RefSeq names its product musculin (gene MSC). Gene Ontology annotation, molecular function: RNA polymerase II transcription regulatory region sequence-specific DNA binding; DNA-binding transcription factor activity, RNA polymerase II-specific; protein dimerization activity. The transcript is spliced from 2 exons. Bases 124 to 738 code for a protein of 204 amino acids. Lineage: Eukaryota; Metazoa; Chordata; Aves; Apodiformes; Apodidae. The record is from RefSeq and is a predicted model, not a curated record. Gene Ontology annotation, biological process: skeletal muscle tissue development; regulation of transcription by RNA polymerase II.